Molecule: messenger RNA, 10915 nt
Organism: Solenopsis invicta (red fire ant)
Lineage: Eukaryota; Metazoa; Arthropoda; Insecta; Hymenoptera; Formicidae
Product: monocarboxylate transporter 4
Exons: 12
Coding region: 1253-3307 (684 amino acids)
Biological process (GO): transmembrane transport
Molecular function (GO): monocarboxylic acid transmembrane transporter activity
Source: RefSeq, a predicted model, not a curated record
GGUAAACCAGGAGGAGGAGAGGCAGGAGGAUGCCAUCACGGACACAGGGGUUGGAAGAGGCUGAAAGGGAGUCUCGCGUCGGGGCAGGAUGAACGAGGGACGCGGGACGAGGAACAAGGGGGGUGGGGAGGGGAGAGGAAAAGGAGGGAUAGCAGAGAGGGUGCGGAUAUACCGCGCGCGGGGCAAACGGGCGGGCGAGCGGGAUAGGGAUGCUGCGAGAGAGCAGAGAGAGGUGUUUCAGUCGCGCGACGGCUCUCGCCCCGGCCAGUCGAUCGAGCUGUCGUUACGCCAAGCGCAACACGGUGGUCGUCGGUGAGUAGAUUGGAGCGUCGUUGCCCGCGAGGUGCGCGCGCGCGCGCGUUCGCUCUCGUCCGUGCCGCGCAAUUUUUCCCGCCGAUCGGACCGCGGCUGACGCCGUGAAAACGCGGCCGCACGCUUCCUCGCGAAACGCGAGAGCUCCCACGCACAUACCCCUCCCCGCCUCCGACGCUUCGGGCGCGGGACUUCCUCGUCGCGAGCAACCACCUGUGCCCGCCGUUCUCUCGCGAUCGCGCUCCCCCGCGACAGCGCCGCUAUGCCACGGGCGCGUACGCGCCGAGCCGAGAAGCCGGACGGCGGACGGCGUGUCGCGCGGCCCGCGCGGCCACUGUGACGGCGGAGAACGCGGCCUCCGCGUGAAAACCAUCCUCGUAUACGCGAAUCCGUCGACGGGAGUCAGCUCCGGAGUCAAGGUCAUUCCAAGAGAAUACCGAAGAAUCUCUUCUCUUCUCUCUCUCAUUUCUUGUCUCUUUCUCUCUCCUCCCUCCUCUUCCUCUUCCACCUCCGCCUGUAUUGCGAAGACUCAAGGGUGGAAGUUCGACAAGCAAGAUUCGCACCGAGAGCGCUGGCACUCAUCAACGCGGGAUCAUCGCGUAACGGCAGGAUUUUCCUCUGACGGAGAUUACGACGUUGGAAACUCUGCUGCUGCUCAUCGUGUAUCGACCGAAAUGGAAAACAUCCCCCACAUUCCGAAUGCAUCGUCGAACAACCGUAUCUCGCCCUCGUGCUCAGUGGGACUCAUCUAACGUCGUCCAGGCCGGAAGUCGUGCUCCAGGGAAUUUGACAUCGAGCAAGAAAGAUGUAAUUUAGUUUUUCGCCGUAUUACGACGGGGAUAACGUGACACGAGUACGGGACAUCGAAUUGACGUGACCGUUGACAUGCCGGCGAUGUCGGGAGCGUAAAACGGCGGCGUCUGUCCGCCCGCUCUGGAAGAUGCUGGUGGAUGACUGCGGAAGCGGGAUGGGGUGGACUACGGCUAGCGUGCGCGGCGGUUGGUCCACCCCGGCAGGAUGCAGAAAUUCAGCCAUGAGCUUCGGCGGCAGCGUGCCGUCCUUGCAUCCGACCGGUUCGAUAAGAUCGUUGCGCUCGCAACAUUCCAUGCAGGUUCCGCCCGAGACACCGCGAAGAUGCAUACAUUGUCAUCCGGUACAUGUCCCCAGCACCCCCAAUAAUUACAUGCAACAUCCUAUGCAGUACUAUACGCCGACUCAUUGUAUGGAGGGUCAAAAUGGCAUGUACACGCCGCACCGAAGUUCGUAUCAUGGCGACACUCGUCUGCGUUACAUGGACGCCGAUGAAACCAUGGGCGGUAAUAACUGGGUCCUGGGCGAUCUACGCAGUCUGCAUCGUUGCGUACCUGCAUUACGUCGUACAGGGAUAGACGUCACCGGUAUGCGGACGCAUUUCUAUCCGGAGGGUGGAUGGGGCUGGCUGGUCUGCGCCGCCGGUUUUCUCGCCCUGUUGCUCACCACCGGGAUGCAGCUUGCCUUCGGAUUACUCCAUCUUUACGCCGCACGACAUCUUGGUGAGAUCCAUUUGAUGGACAUAGUGUGGGCGGGAGCGUUGAGCGCCGCGAUCUCCCGUGGCUCAGCGCCGCUGGUCGUUGGCGCGUGUCGCCGCGGCAAUACCAGGCUUACGGCGGUGAUCGGUGGCCUCGUGCUGGCUUUGGCGUCGCUCUUCACCUCGUUCGCCGUCCAGAUGCAUCAAGUGCUCCUUAGCUACGGUCUGGUGCUGGGUACGGGGGCUGGCCUCGUGAGGGAAACCGCCAGUCUGGUAUUGGGCAAUUACUUCAGAAAACGACGGGAGUUCGUCGAGAUGGUGGUGCAGGCCGGCACCGGCGUGGGAAUAGUGCUCUUCAGCGUCGUCUACAAAGAAGCGGUCGGGAAGCUGGGCUGGCGGCUUGGACUUCAAUCGGUAACCGGAGCGCUCUCACUGGCCUUCUUCCUGGGGCUGAUUUACCGGAGUGCCUCGCUGUACCAUCCGCAGCGGCGAGCCAUUCUGCAUCUAAAGAAUCAGCGCAGCAAAGUCAAAGAGAAGAAAUCCGCGACCAAGGUACCGAGACAGCCGCUGGUCGACUUGAGUCCUCUGGGAUCACGUCCUGUGAGAAUGCUCAUGCUGGCCGCCGGUGCUGCCGGUUUCGGUCUUUAUACUCCCGCUUUCUAUAUUGCUUUGCAGGGCUACCAGGAUGGAUUGGAGGCCAGCGCCCUGGUACUGUUACAGACCUUUUUGGGUCUGGCGGCGGCACUCGGAUGCGCGGCUUUGGGGGUGGUUAUCGUCAGACCUUCCGCUCAGUGCCUAGUGUCCAGGCAAUAUCUCUGUCAAGCGGCACUCAUUGGGGUUGCCGUAGCUCAAGUGGCGCUUGGUAGCGUGCAAGGUUAUCACGGACUUGUGCUGGCCUCCGCACUUUACGGCGCCUCGCUCGGCGGCACCCUUUACUCCCUGAAGAUGCUGGCUCUGGAGAGGCUGCGAGCGAGACACUUUGCUAGAUCGUGGGCUUUGGUGCAAGCCGCGGAAGCUCUGCCCAUCCUUCUCGGAGUUCCUCUCACAGGUUACAUGAACGCGAGCAGCCCGCGGGUGGGUUACUACGCGUGCACGCUGAGUUCCUUGUGCGGCGCGGCGCUCCUCUUCCUGGUCGGCUGGGGACGGCAGCCGGCGUCGCCGAUCUUGCCGGGGCCACGUCUCUCUAGUCUCGGCAUCGUGCCGCCGCCGCCGCCUUGCGCGUGCCCGCCGCCGCCGCGACCUCGGCUGCCCAAGUCGCAGUCCCUGCAUGUGCCGCUGGACGUCGAGGACAUGCGCGACCGCGACUUCGUCGAGCGGGUGCACGACCACCACCCGAUCGUCGAUCACUACUGCCAUCCGCAGUUCCACACGCCGUUGAGGCCCAGCAAGAGCGUGCCGGAGGGCCUCGGCCAUCAGGAUCCGUACCGGAGCAGGCCGCGACGUCACCGCGACAUCACCGUCAUAGAGCAGAUUACCACCAGCGUGUAAGACGGAGGGAUGUUUCACCCCCGGCUCUGUUGGCGCGUCACUAUAAGCUAAUGGGAACCAAAGAGUUUAGCAAUGCUCCUUUUAUUUUACAAUUUUUAAUUUCACACACAUAAUAUUGCAGCGACAUGCAGGAAGAAAUGCCGCGCUAUCGCGUUUCAUCGCGACGCGAUCUGCAUGAACAAGUUAUAUUGAUUUCUUGUGACUUGUACCGCGAAAGACCGGUUUAGGAAGCUUCUAUAAAAGCUUUUAUCUUCUUGUCUUUCUCGUAGCUUCGAAAGUCGCGUUGGGAAAGAGCGGAGUAUCGCGUUUCUUUUUUAUAAUUUGCUAUCGCUAUUAGGUUUUGUUAUUACAUGCUAUCCGCUUGUCUCCCUUCUUACCUCUUUUAUUUUUCACGUUUGUGUGCCGCGUGAGUAUAAUUUACUGGAAAAUUUAGGGUGGCUCUUGAAGAUUGGGGGACCAUUAGCGUAAAAGCCGGCGCGCAGUUGCAAGCAUAAACGGAAAGUAAAAUAGUGGAGCCAUGAAAAAGGAAAUAAUUGUGCGCGUCGCACGCGCGCAAGAUAGCUACUCGUGCGAUCGUAAAUCAAGAAGGAAUGACUGUUAAGCUUUUUAGAAACAUCCCCCACUUCCUUUUUUAUUUCUAGUAAACUGCUAAGCGAUCGACUAUUGAAUUGAAUUAGCGUAAAGUCUGUAUCGGAUAGAUGAAAUUUAAAUAUAUUACGCGCGUAUUAGGAAAAUAUUUAUUCGUGUUGAUGCGCUUGUUUGAAGUGUAUCGCCGUCGGAGAAACGACUGUCCGCUGACUAAACGCACAUUCAACGACAAAGUUGCAAUGGAAAAGCGCCGAAGCGAUGUCGAAUGAAAAGCUUCUUUUUUUUCGAAUUUUUAUGAAAGGUAUAAUUUUUACUUACCUGAUGAUAAGUAUGCUGGAACAUCUACAUAAUUAUUGUAAUGGAUAAAUUAAAGUAAUGGAUAUAAGGAAAGGAUAGAAUGAUUAAUUAACCAACUGGGUAUAGAUGGAUGAGUGUAAUUACGUUACAAUAUAAAUUAAAUUCCUUACUUAAUUGAACGCUCAAACUAGUUGCUAAAAUGUUAAAACAUUUUGCAGCACUAUCUUCAUAGUUGAGCGUUCUAUGUAAUUUUCAAAUUUGUAUCUAGCUAAAUUUUUAGAUACUUCAACAAAACCGUUCUUUCCGUGUACUCUAAAAUCGCGAAUGAUUAUUAUAGCAACGUGGUCGAAUGAUACGUAUCAAUUUAUAUAUUUUAUACAACAUUUUAUGCACGAAUAAAUAUAACUAAAAUUGCAAUCUAUGUAAACGUAUUGGAAUAAAACAUUCGGAUACUAUAAUGUUAUUCGAAAUAAUUGUUGUCUGCUUAGUCAAAUUUAAGCGUUCAAAUUUCGAAUAAUAAUUUCGAUAAUUUGAAUAUUAUUAUUCCAAUAUUAAAAUCCGGUUUACAUUUGUAUGGAAAGAAUAUAAUUUUACUAUAUCUAAAAAAUUUAGCUUGAUAUAGAUUUGAGAAAUAAUUUUAUGUUGGACCGUCAAAAUAAUUAUGUAAAUGUUCAAUCAUAAUAAUAUUGCUGCAAAAAGUUUUGGAUUUUAGCAACCAGCUUAAACGUCCGAUAUAAAUUUUUUUAUAAUUCCACGUAAUAAUUUUUAAAUCUGUAUUCCAGCAAAUUCGUUUUUCUCUAUAAUUCUAAAGUCUAAUAUUUAUUUUGGAUAAAAUAAAUUAUUACAGAAUUUUUUUAAGUAAUCUUAAAAUAUAUACUAAAAUUAAUUGUAAUGAUUAAAACAUUAUUUUAUGCAUUUAUUAACACAAUUUUUAUACAUUUAUAAAUGUACCUUUUCGUUCGACUCUUCAUACCCGAGUCAUAUAAAUCUCGCGAAGCACGGCGAAUAGUUUUGAAUGCAUCUUCAAAUGGGGUUCACCACUUUGGCCUUCGAGCAUCCUCGUUAUUUGCAUUUCGAACGUGGCAAAUUGACGAAUCGAGUUUAGUCCAAAUUCGCGACAGUUAUCCUUUUCCAUUUCGGCGUUGACUGUCCGAUUAGUCGACUACUAGUCGUGCAAAUAUUUCAAAUCAAUAUCUUCCUCGUCGUAUAGAGAGUUUCGAAGCUACAUUUAUAUGUAUAUGUAUAUAUGCACACGCGUGUAAAGUGUAAGUAAUUGAAAGCAGACGCGUCGUUUCUCUACAGACGGGCAUAAACGUAUAGCGCACGGAGCUGGUCUCCGGAAACGUUCCGCCGCAGGUAUCGUUAAAUAUAAUAUUAAUAAAUAUAAAACAUCGCGCGCGAACGAUUCGAGCGAAUGAAAACGGUCUCGAGGUCGAAGAAAUCGCGUACGAAAGAAUCUGCGAUGCAAAUAGAUAAAUUAGGACGAAUCGACGGAUCAUCGCGAAGUUGUGCAGAUUUCUCACUUUUGUUCAAUUGGGAUUUUGCGAUUCUACAAUUCUUUCACAUAUAGAUUCCUGUUUAGGAACCUAUACGCAUACACCUUUAUUCAGGAUUAUAAGAUACGUUAAAUUACCCUUGCUCCUUUUAUUAUUUUAUUUAUCCACAAUUCGCUGUAAGAAACAUUUAUGGCGUUUUAUCGCACUGACUCGUAUUAGCUGUGCAAUCACGAAUGUCGGCUCUAUUCCUAUCAGCAUGUAAGACUAAUUAUAAUUCCGAGUCACUUUACGAUAAUAUAAUUAGUACCUGAAUAUUAAGUGCUCUAGGUAUUUAAUCUGAGGGAUGAUGUUAGACGACAACUUAAUUAUAUUCCUACUUUCUCGUAUGACGUACUUUGCUAUAUGUCGAAAUUAAUCCUUACGCACGAUACGAGCCAUGCAUCGUGUUGUCACCUCGCCGCAGUUGAUUUUGAUCGAUGAAAAACGUAGAAAGUAUCGCAAAGGUGUUUGCCGACUGUAAGAAAGUAGCAUAGCAAUGUAGAUUACAUAGAAAUCGUAGUUGAAUUUGUCAUAGUUUGAGCGUGUUAUUACGUAUAAGGAAGUCUACAGAGAAUAGAGUUUCCUACAUAUAUAAUGAAAUCCAAUUAAAUUAAUACGCACCGUCGUAUUGAUUCAAUCUCUGGAAAGUGGAACAAUCUCCGAUUCACGAAACGAACGAUUUUCAAUUCAUGUGACGUCUCGUUUGGGUAAUAUCAGAGUCAAUCAGAGGGUAUCCUCUUCAGCUUAUACGUUUCCUUUUUCCCUCUUUUCACGCAUUUCGAUUUUCGGCCCAUAUGCGGGUCACGAUUUUUACUUCCGAGUUGACUAAGUGAUAUAAAUUAGAAAGUUAAAGCUGUUAGAGCAGGAGCGCACAAUAUACGGGGCCAAAGUUAGGUUCCCCAGACGUAACUUAUAUAGUUUAACGAUUGGUUAAGGUACCUGAGCCGAAUAAGGCCCAGCACUAAAUAGGCCCACUUUUGAAUUUACUACUUGAAAACGUGCUUUGCAUCCAGAGUAAAUCUUUAAAAGAUGUAUCAGGAAGUAAAUUGAGAGGGAUUGAGGAUUAGAACUGGCAGCGACACGUUUGUUUGAUGCAACGUGACGAAAUGAGUGUAUGCAUUUUUAAAAAAUUUUUAUAAAACUUAUACACGUAUGCAUACCAUUUUUAUAAAAAUUCGCUGCAAAGUUUAUCAAAUAUAUAUUAUUUUAUGGUUUAUUACAUAAUAUGUUGUAAUUUUAUUCAACCUAAUUGUAGAAAAUAACACAUGUAUACAUGGAUUUUUUAAAUAUAUUUUUAAAUAUAUUUUUUUUAAUAAAUAAGAUAAGGCUCUGAGAAUAAUAAUUAAAUUUACAUAGAUAACCUGUUCGAGCUAAUAUUAUUAGUUUGGUGUGAAUUAUUAAGUAUGUAUUAUACUAAUUAAUAUAUAUACAUAUAUUAUUUGAAUGUGCAAAAGUUUCAACCCAAAUUUGGAUCUGACUCAGUGCAUAUUUUGGUGAAAUUCUUUAGAUCUUUAUUCCAUUUCCAUUAAAAUGUGUGUUAAAUCCUUAAAUGUCAUCACUAUAAUUUAUAAUGUGAGUAAAUAAUCACAUGUACACAGAUAUAAUUGGCCUCAUGUUGAUAAUUUGCGAGACAAUGAUACAUUUUUUUAGAAAAACAACGUACUAAUUAAAUAAGUCUACUUGUAUAACUAUUGUUAUGCCACUGUUGUUUGUUAUGUGUGAAACUUGCAUCACGGAAUGAUUUUCGAUGUUGCUAACUUUUGGGAAGCUAAAAAUGCAUAUAAGUGCUCCAAAUAGCUGAAGAGAAAAAAUUUCUAAAGAUUAUAAAAUUACUUAAAUUUCAUUUUUAAUUAAUAAUAAUUUUAAAACUGUUUUUAAAAAUAAUAUUUAGUUUCUUUGUUUCGAUUUAUUUUUCAUUCGAGCCUUAUUACAUUUCAUAAACAUAAUAAGGCCCAAUGUCAGUUUAAAAAACUUUUUUGUUUAUUUAUAAGCAUUUUAUAUGGAAAAUGUAUUUUAUUUUUAUAAGUGAUUGAAAUAAAGAUUUUAUUCUCACUAAGUUUAUUUUAAUAUCUCUAUAAAUAGAAGUUUUAAUAAAAUAAAUUAAGGGUCUUUUUUGGCUCAGGUAUUUUAAAUGAGAAGCUAAAUCUUCAUCAUUUUUCACAUUUAAAUAACUGUACAUCCGUAUUUGCUCUAUUACUUGUAAAAUUGUAUUACAUUACCAUGUCGUUAUCCAUAAAAAUAACACAAAAGAUAUUUCACGAUGUGGGCUCUUUAUAUAGACGUCCCACUGAUAGAAUUUAAAACGUAUGUUCCCUGCGUUAGAGUAAAACUGUUUUUACUACAUGUAAUUAUCGACGCGUGUCAGGCGGCGAAUUUGUUAGAUCGUAAAAGUUGUAGUCUAUAAUGUUACAGAGUAUCUCUUAGUCGCGUUGAACAAAGUAUCCGAUUUCUUUGAAUCAAUAUAUAUAUAUAUAUAUAUAUAUAUAAGUAUCAACGUAAAACGUUACCAAUCUUAACGGUCGUUAUGAGAUCUUUUUUAAUAUAAAAAAAAAAUAUAUAUACACAUUAACUUUUGAUGUGAUGAAUUGUUUGUAUACUGCCAAUUUUUAUAGGAUAUAAUCGAGUUUCGAUUUUCGAUGGUUGAGCGCACGCAAAAGUGAAAUCACAUGUGGUAAUUUUACGAAUUCGCCGACGAGAAUCGAACAUCUUCGUGUUUUAUCGGGACACAUUUGUAAAUGAUUAUGACAUUUUUUCGUAAAUUAGUCUCUCGCAAUCAUUAGAUCGGGAUUGUUAACGAAUUUACACAGUAAACAAAUAACUCACUUUGGACUGUAAACUGUUUGGUGGGGAUCGUGUCGCAAUUACUAUAUGUCCCCAUAUUAUAGUAUUUCAUUAGACUCAAAAGAUUUACGAAUUAUUUACAGUCCUUGUACCAAUUUUAUUGUUUAGUAAUAUAUUUAAUAUUGCAGCUUAUCUCUACCUCGGUUAUAAAAUAUAUGUUUUAUCAAUAAAUUUUAUAAAAGCAAAAAAUAUUAAAAGAGAAUAUUAAAUGAUUUAGAAACUUUUCGUUUCUUUUUUUACAUGUAUAAGUACAUAUAAAUAUUUUAUAUGUGUUUUUAUUUAAUGGGAUGUAAAGAAUUAAAAGGAUACAAAAGGGUAAAUUUUAAAAUUAUGCAUUUUCAUGAAUUUAUUACUGUCAAAAUUAAUGAAACUAUUACGGCAAUGCUGGUAGUAAUAAAUUCACAAAUUUGACACUAUUAAUAAUUACUUUUACGUCUCUAUAUCAUGAUAUACUUUGUAUGAUACAUUUUGCUCGUGUAAUAUAUUAUAUACAAAACGUAUGUGCUUUUCACAUUAUUAAAUCUAUUAUUAAGUCUAUUAUUAAAAUCUAGUAAUAGAUAAUUUAUAUACUAUUUUAUUCAUAAAUUACCGUUUAUAUUAGAUUAUAAUUUUCAGGACAAUCUUUCAGAAUUAAUCGUGUGUGUCUGUGGGAUAAGUGCACGAAAGAUUAUAUGUGCCUCACGAUGAUUUUGUAUGGUAUUUAAAAUUUUUUUAAAUUUUAUAUCUCCAAAUUGUGUUGAAAAAGAUUUGUAGCGGGUUUUUCUAGCUAGAUCAAAAUCCGAGCUUGACGGUAUUUGCACAAUCACGUUGCGUUUACGAUGAAAAUAUCUUAACCCGAAAUAUCACGAAAUUGUAAUGGAUGUUCUCUUGAGGAACCUGCGGUAGGUAAUCACGUUAAUCACGUAACAGCUUUGUCGUUAAUCGAUUCUUAGAAAUCGCGUAACUCCGUUGCCUUGUAAAUAUACCUAAGCAAGGUUCCCUUAUUGCAACACGUUGAGCAUUUUGUAAAGUUUUAUAAAUAGUUCUACGUAGUUAAACCUGCUGGACCAAUAAAGUAUAUAUCCGAUUAUACGUUACUUCUAUACAUAUAUUCUUAUCAUCCUUUUCAGUCAUAAUAUCUGAUUGUCUCAUCUAAAUCCACAAUUAUCACAGAUCAAAUGUAGUGAUCAUUAACAGUUUAAAACACGAGUUCUUUUUUUACAUAUAUGUAAUAAUAGUAUAUUUAAUUUUUAGUAUAGUGUGUAGACUAUUAGUGAUAUAUUUCAAUCACUACUUUUGACACUUAUUUCUAUGUACGCUUCUUCAUAUUAAAUUAUAUAUUUAAUGUAGUUUACUAAAGAUGUUUUUUGUUCGUUACACGAAUAAGUUAUCGCAAUACAAGUCAAUACGAAUGAACAAAAAAAUACAAGGUGUAAUUUAAAUAAUUCCAUUAUUUAUUUAAAUUAUAUUUGCUCCAUCACAAGAAUUAUACUAUGCGAUACUUGAUAUUAUCGCAAUAAGAAUACUUCCCUCCUUCCAAAAACGGUACAUGAUAACAUGAUAUAUAUAAUGAAAAACUUAGUACGAGUAAAACGGUUGAGACUAUACAUACAGGAAUAAUGCGUGAGAUCCUUUUUAGUAACUAAUAAUCACCAGUUUCUUUAUGCUAUAAUACAAUAGGAAUAUACUGCCCAGAAUUUGCGAGUUAAUGAAGUUGACAAUAGAGCUUGAAUUUGUUCUGCCUCUGUCAUAUCACAACAGGAAAUUCGGCUCUGAGUACAGUGCUGACGAAUAGAAUUCUGCUGUUUUAUUCCGUAUACGUAUUCGUUGUAUUUUAGAUGAAAAAAAGACAGUACAAUGCAAAGUAAUGUUAUCACAUCGACUAUUGAUCCUAAAGAAAUCACGGCAACUAAAAGCUAAUAUGGUUUUCACGCUUGACACGUUACAGUUUGCAGGCACAUAUUUUCAUAGUACCGGUUACAAUCGUGGUGACCAACGAAUUUUUCACAUAAAAAAUUUAUAGACGCUCAAAAACGGACAGAUAUCUGCGAUUUCUGUAUCUAAUUGCGAGUGGACCCUUGUUUUGGGGUUGUACUUGUUGCUACGUAACAAUAUUAAUCCGAUUUCCUUAAUGUUCUUGCGUAACAAUGUAAUAUCUUAAAAUUUGCUCGUUAUUAUGUUUACAUUUAAGUACACAUUCACAAGUGUGUGGCUCCACGAUGAACUUCCGUUCCUUGUCGCCGAUUAAUAAAUUUACAAUAAAGUAACACGCUCAUCUCUCGCAAAUUUCUAUCACUGCGAGAAGAGUAUGUUUCCGGUCACGAGACCGUGUAAGUUUUGCGUAGAACUUUCGCCGCCCUUCAACACU